Messenger RNA from Hemibagrus wyckioides, 2795 nucleotides. RefSeq names its product CTP synthase 1b (gene ctps1b). Gene Ontology annotation, molecular function: identical protein binding; CTP synthase activity. Gene Ontology annotation, biological process: CTP biosynthetic process; pyrimidine nucleobase biosynthetic process. Gene Ontology annotation, cellular component: cytoplasm; cytoophidium. The transcript has 18 exons. NCBI's taxonomy places the organism in Eukaryota, Metazoa, Chordata, Actinopteri, Siluriformes, Bagridae. Bases 172 to 1983 code for a protein of 603 amino acids. The record is from RefSeq and is a predicted model, not a curated record.
ACUGUGAAUAGGCAUUACCCGGUAUCAACAGUCUAACACUCUCGGUAGAGAUUUGUGUAUGCAUGGAUGCCUUUCUUCAGGUUACAGUGCACGUGCUGCUGGCCUAUAUCACCUUGCAGUAGUGAAUGAGAAUGGUCUGCUGGGAAAGUGGCGCACGGUUUUGCCUGAAAUAUGAAGUACAUUUUGGUCACUGGUGGUGUUAUAUCUGGAAUUGGUAAAGGGAUUAUUGCCAGCAGUGUGGGAACAAUCCUCAAAUCCUGCGGUCUUCACGUCACCGCCAUCAAAAUCGAUCCUUACAUUAAUAUCGACGCAGGCACCUUCUCUCCCUAUGAACAUGGUGAAGUGUUUGUGCUGGAUGAUGGUGGUGAAGUCGAUCUGGAUUUGGGAAACUAUGAACGCUUUCUGGAUAUCCGGCUAACCAAAGACAACAACCUGACUACAGGGAAGAUUUACCAGUCUGUUAUAACGAAAGAGAGGAGAGGAGAUUAUCUUGGCAAAACUGUGCAAGUGGUACCACACAUCACCGAUGCCAUUCAGGAAUGGGUUAUGCGGCAAGCCAAAGUUUCAGUGGAUGAUGAUGGGGUCGAGCCACAAGUCUGUGUCAUAGAGAUAUUUGUUUGUGUGUCACAGUUAGGAGGCACCGUGGGAGACAUUGAGAGCAUGCCUUUCAUAGAAGCCUUCAGGCAGUUCCAGUUUAAAGUGAAACUUGAGAACUUCUGCAACAUUCACGUCAGUCUUGUUCCUCAGCCCAGUACUACAGGAGAGCAGAAGACGAAACCUACUCAAAACAGCGUGCGAGAGCUCCGUGGUCUGGGCCUGUCACCUGAUCUGAUCGUUUGUCGUUGUUCUACACCUCUGGACACUGCAGUGAAAGAGAAGAUUUCAAUGUUUUGUCAUGUAGAGCCAGAGCAGGUCAUCUGCAUACAAGACGUGUCCUCUGUCUAUAGAGUUCCGCUGCUCAUGGAGGAUCAGGGAAUGAUGGAUUUUUUUUGCAGACGGCUGAACUUACCCGUUGUGACUAAACCCCACAGGAUGCUCACCAAGUGGAAAGAAAUGUCAGAUAGAACUGACCGCCUUUUGGAAAGCACAUCGAUCGCUUUAGUUGGAAAGUACACCAAAUUUUCAGAUUCCUAUGCAUCAGUGAUUAAAGCCCUGGAGCAUUCUGCCCUUGCAAUCAACUACAAGCUGGAGCUGAAAUUCAUAGAUUCUGCAGAUCUGGAGCAAAGCACAGAGGAGGAAGACCCUGUGAAGUAUCAUGAGGCCUGGCAGAAGCUGUGUAGUGCUGAUGGUGUGUUGGUACCAGGAGGCUUUGGAGUACGAGGCACUGAGGGAAAGAUUCAUGCUAUUAACUGGGCAAGAAAACAGAAAAAGCCCUUUUUAGGUGUUUGUCUGGGCAUGCAGCUCGCCGUGUGUGAAUUUGCUCGUAAUGUGCUCGGCUGGAAAGAUGCUAACUCCACUGAAUUCGAUCCCGACACAGAGCAUCCUAUCGUGAUUGAAAUGCCAGAACAUAAUCCAGGACAAAUGGGUGGCACGAUGAGGUUGGGAAAAAGGCGAACUAUCUUUAAAAGCACCUCAAGUAUUCUUAGAAAAUUGUAUGGAGAUGCUGAAUAUGUUGAUGAACGACACAGACAUCGUUUUGAGGUGAAUCCAGAGCUAAAGCAGCACUUGGAGGAAAAAGGCCUCCACUUUGUGGGCCAGGACCAGGAGGGUGAACGAAUGGAAAUGAUCGAACUGGAAGAUCAUGCUUACUUUGUAGGAGUGCAGUACCAUCCGGAGUUCACCUCUCGCCCCAUUAAGCCUUCACCUCCCUACUUUGGCCUGCUUUUAGCAGCUGCAGGAAAACUACAGAGCUACCUGCUCAAAGGGUGCAGACUUUCACCACGAGACACGUACAGUGACCACAGUGGCAGUAGUUCUCCAGAUUUGGAGGUCUCUGAACUUAAAUUCUGUCCAGCCUCACAGAAGGGAUCUGCUCACACGUAAUGGCCAUAAAAGGACACUAAACACUUCUUAAGUUUGUUUUCACCUGAAGACAAACCCUAUCAUCCUGCCUGAGAACCAUGAUUCUGCAUUUAUACUGAUUGUAUCACUGAUCAUUUUAUAUGAGAGUUUAAGAGACCUAUAUCUUUAUAAAGGUUUAAAGAUUUAAUAUUUUAAGUUCUCACUACAGCAGACCACACAAUGUAUUAAGGAGCUCAAUUAAAAAAACAUUUAAAUGACCAUCUUGGGCUCUAAAUAAAUAUUUAUAUGUGUAUACACAUGUUUUGCACAUGUGGAAAGGUACCGUUAGCCUUUAGUGAUGAAUAGCAUUUUUAGAUAAACAAUACAAAGGUUUAUAUUGCCAUAAUAAACUGGAAUUGGUGCUUUAAAGCCUGAUACUGUAUUGUACCUUUUAGCCCUUUAUUUUUUAUGUUUUUUUGCUCACUUUUAAAGGACUAGUCUUUAUACAAAUCAAAAUGUUUGCGUAACAUCAAAAGCACAAUACCUACAAAUAUAUCUGUAUGAGGUAUCAGUGGAAAGCUUAGAAGCUUGUCAGUAUUGUACUGUCAGUGCUCCUUGGUGAAAUCAGAUCUCUAGAAAUCUGUUACUGAGACGUACUAGAGGUUACAUCUUUUAUUAAUAUGGAAACUCAGGGGAAUUUAAUGAUGUAAGGAAAUGUAGCAGCUAUUCGGUUGGUCACUAAACUAUUUACAGAUCUUAAAACUCAUGAACAUCAUUGUUCACUUUGUUCUUUUAGUGUUCUCUAAACUGGUCAUUUAUUGGUUGUUGCUACGUUAAUAAAGCUAUGAAAUACA